Protopolystoma xenopodis is the source of this 351-nucleotide messenger RNA. NCBI's taxonomy places the organism in Eukaryota, Metazoa, Platyhelminthes, Monogenea, Polystomatidea, Polystomatidae. The record is from the annotation of a GenBank genome assembly.
AUGCUAAAGCUCUAUCAAGUGGUGUACAUAUGGGACAAUAAGGCGUUGUUCACUUUUGAAAGGCCACAUCGCGCCCACGGGUGCGAGUGUGUGAAAGAAGGGGCUGAUGAUGAUGACGAGUAUGAUGGCGUUAGUGGGGCUAACGAGGCGGGCGGAGUGGGCGGCCAAGCCCAGGCGGAUACGAGUGGCGUGCCCAACUGGAAUUGGGCUCGCAGCCUCUCAGUGAGCGGUUGCAGGGGGCCGAGAGCAACUGGCCAACCGGUUGUGUGUCUUCUCCAAGAGACGAUUACACGCACACAUACACUCGGAAGAGAGGACGUCCGAAUAGCCCCAAACGAAGAGAGGAAAUGA